AUGAAGUUCAUCAGAGAGAGUAUUAUUGCGCCUGUCAGGAACAGGGCAGGACCCUGCAGACAGAUUUUAAAAUCUGUCCUGCUUUACCUCUGGGAUGUUUACUCUGCACCUGCACCUUCUGGCAGAGACAUACUGACUCAGCUGUCUCUCUGUUUCACACUCGCCAUCGUCACUGGCGGCCUGCUUCAUCACUGGCUGUCAAAGACUCUCAAAUACAACCAUGACGGGUCCAUUCAGACCGCCUGCAUCUACAGCGUGGCCAUGUUCCUGGUCUCGUUCCUGUGUCACCCUCUGCGCUGUGUGCUGACCAUGAUUCUACCCACUGUCUGCACCAAACAGGGACGCAAACUCCUCAUCACAGCCUCUGUCAUGAUUCUAGUGUUGAACGUCAUCCCUAAUAUUUCAGUGAACGUAGGGGCGGUCACUCGCAUCCUCAAGUGUACUGCUGAGGGUUUCACAAAGACUUUGUUAAACUCAUCUGAACCUUUGAACAAAGCAAAGAAAGACCUUGUUGAGGAAACCAUCAAAGCAAGGAGGGAAGAUUUGAGCAUUGUCACCAACUUGAGGAAGCUGGAUCAUUUCACACAUGUUGAUGUGUCAGAAGUCAGAGGAAGGUUUACUAAGAUGAUUGGGCAGAUAGAGGUCAAUUUCUCACAUGCCAGGAACCUGCUGAAAGAAUACAAACUGCUGUCAAACCGGAUCCUUGCUGCCAUUUUUGUUGCUCUACUAAUCUUUGAAUCUGCACGCUACUUGAAAUCUUAUCUGGCAUCAGUUCAGUUUGAUAAUGGCCACAUCUCCAAAGAGCUCUGGCAGAGAGCGAAUCAUAAUGCUAAAGAUAAAACUUGUCUCCCAAGCUGCAAAAUAACAAGUCAGGAAUGUACCUCCUGUUUCAUAUCACUGGUUCUGGUGACGUUAUAUUUCAUCGCAAUAGCUUUAAUAGUAGCCUUGGAUCAUGUUGUGUAUCAUAUAGUUCAGGCGAUUCUGCCGUGGAUUCUGGACUUUCCACCAACAACUGCCAGCAUAAGUGUCGAUUAUAAGGUGCAGUGGUUCCCCCCUGCCUUCUGUAUCAUCCCACAGUCUUGUGUCACACGGGAGCUGACAAACUUCCACAGGGAUUACAAGUGGACUUUCGAUCCCGAGCCAUCGCUCUGUGAUGUGACAACCUCGGCACCCAACCUGGGAGUCACACUCCUGCUGGGAUGUCUGUGGCUGAUGAGCUACUCUCUGGUGUUCCUCGAGGUUUAUGCCAGACGGCUGCGCAAGAAAAUCUCUGCAUCCUUUUUCAGAGAGCAGGAGGAGAGGAGGAUGGCAUACUUGAUGGAGAAAAUACAAGUGAAGCAGAAUAAAAAGGAGCACAAGGAGAUGAUUUAUGUGAAGGUUGGGUGA
Molecule: messenger RNA, 1386 nt
Organism: Epinephelus lanceolatus (giant grouper)
Lineage: Eukaryota; Metazoa; Chordata; Actinopteri; Perciformes; Serranidae
Source: RefSeq, a predicted model, not a curated record